UCCCAGCCUCCACCGUCAGGUGGCACCCUUGCACGGCCUUCACAGCCUGGGGCGUGACAGCUGCCGAGCGCGUCUGAGCCCCAGAGGAGGCCCCGCCUCCCUGCACGCAGCCGUGGGCGCCGGUGAUGGCGCAGCUCCCUAAGCUCGCCGUCUUCGAUCUGGAUUACACGCUCUGGCCGUUCUGGGUGGACACGCACGUAGACCCCCCAUUCCACAAGAGCAGUGAUGGAUCUGUGCGAGACAGUCAGGGCAGGACCAUCCGACUGUACCCAGAGGUGCCCGAGGUCCUGGAUCGAUUUCGAGGCCUUGGGGUACCCAUUGCAGCUGCUUCACGGACAGGUGAAAUUGAAGGGGCCAACCAGCUACUGGAGCUCUUUGACCUCGCCAGAUACUUUGUUCAAAGGGAAAUCUAUCCAGGCAGCAAGGUCACACACUUUGAGAGGCUGCAGAAGAAGACUGGAGUUCCUUUCUCCCAGAUGAUCUUCUUCGAUGAUGAGAAGCGGAAUAUUGUAGAUGUCAGCAAACUGGGUACUGAGCGGUGUUACCUGCAUUCAUGUUCACAAUGGGAUGAAUCUUCAAAUCCUAACUCAGGGAUUAGAGACAUUUGCAAAGGCCCACGCAGGACCCUGAGGUCCAGUCCUGUGGAGGAGACUCAUUUGAGGCAUAAAACUCAAGAAAACUGGGAAUGCUUUUUCAGGUGCAUGUGUAAAUUAUAAAGUGUAUUUGUGUGUCAGAAGAAAUCUUA
Pipistrellus kuhlii (Kuhl's pipistrelle) is the source of this 745-nucleotide messenger RNA. Its product is annotated as magnesium-dependent phosphatase 1. Lineage: Eukaryota; Metazoa; Chordata; Mammalia; Chiroptera; Vespertilionidae. Gene Ontology annotation, molecular function: acid phosphatase activity. The transcript has 6 exons. The coding region runs from base 126 to 716 and encodes 196 amino acids. The record is from RefSeq and is a predicted model, not a curated record.